This is a messenger RNA of Aureobasidium melanogenum CBS 110374, 1203 nucleotides long. RefSeq names its product methionine aminopeptidase 1A. Gene Ontology annotation, molecular function: metalloaminopeptidase activity. The coding region runs from base 1 to 1203 and encodes 400 amino acids. The transcript has 3 exons. The record is from RefSeq and is a predicted model, not a curated record. Lineage: Eukaryota; Fungi; Ascomycota; Dothideomycetes; Dothideales; Saccotheciaceae. Gene Ontology annotation, biological process: proteolysis.
AUGGCGAGCGAAGACAAGCGCGUGUGCGAAGGCGCCGACUGCAAUAACGAGGCAGGCUCGCUGCAAUGUCCCACCUGCCAAAAGCAGGGCAUGGCCAGCUUCUUCUGCAGCAACGACUGCUUCAAGCGCAACUGGAGCGAGCACAAGAAGAAGCACAAGUCAACGAGUAACCCUCUCCGUUCCAUAUUUGCUCCGAGUGUCAUUUCUGAACCUGACCCAGCAACCGGCACACACAACCCCUUCCCUACCUUCCCUUUCACCGGCGACCUCAGACCCGUCUACCCUCUGUCGCCCAAGCGCAAGGUCCCCGAACACAUCCCACGCCCCGACUACGCCAAAGAUGGUAUCCCGCGCUCCGAGCAGGUCUUCGUUGGUCGCAACAAGAUCACCAUCCUCGACAAGGCCCAGCAAGAAGGCAUGCGCAAGGUCUGCAGACUAGCACGUGAGGUCCUCGAUAUCGCUGCUCGUGCCGCUAAGCCCGGUGUCACUACCGACUACAUUGACGAGGUCGUCCACAAUGCCUGUAUUGAAAGAGACUCAUACCCCUCGCCUCUGAACUACUGCCACUUCCCAAAGUCUGUCUGCACUUCAGUCAACGAGUCCAUCUGCCACGGUAUCCCCGAUCAGCGUGUCCUCAAGGAUGGAGACAUCAUCAACAUCGACGUUACUCUGUACCACGGAGGAUUCCACGGCGAUAUUAACGAAACCUACUAUGUUGGCGACAAGGCCCUCGCCGACCCUGAUUCCGUUCGUGUUGUCGAGACUGCCCGCGAGUGUCUCGAUGAGGCCAUCAAGAUCGCAAAGCCCAACACCCUCUUCAGAGAGUACGGCCCUGUCAUCGCAAAGCAUGCCGAGGACAGAGGUUGUAGUACAGUCAAGACUUACUGCGGUCACGGGAUUAACACUUUGUUCCACUGCGCACCCAACGUCCCUCACUACGCCAAGAACAAGGCCAUUGGCAUGGCCAAGCCCGGCAUGUGCUUUACCAUUGAGCCCAUGAUCUGUCUCGGAACCCACAAGGACCGAACAUGGCCUGACAACUGGACCAGUGUCACUGUUGAUGGCAAGCGCUCUGCUCAAUUCGAACACACUCUGCUCGUGACAGAGACCGGUGUUGAGGUCCUGACUGCACGUCUGCCCGACUCACCUGGUGGUGCUGUUCCCUGGCCUGGAACAGCAAACGGUCUCCCUGCUGCCGCAUAG